This is a messenger RNA of Astyanax mexicanus (Mexican tetra), 1386 nucleotides long. Its product is annotated as trace amine-associated receptor 13c-like. The coding region runs from base 40 to 1047 and encodes 335 amino acids. NCBI's taxonomy places the organism in Eukaryota, Metazoa, Chordata, Actinopteri, Characiformes, Acestrorhamphidae. The transcript has a single exon. Gene Ontology annotation, molecular function: trace-amine receptor activity. The record is from RefSeq and is a predicted model, not a curated record. Gene Ontology annotation, biological process: G protein-coupled receptor signaling pathway. Gene Ontology annotation, cellular component: membrane.
CAUAUCCAGAUUCAUCUGAUAAACCUGCAUCUCUUUAUAAUGGAUAAAUCAUACUCUCUAAACUUCACAGUUCAAUACUGCUUUCCUGGAAACAAUGCAUCCUGCAGAAAGCAGGUCCGAUCAGACCCUGCAUAUAUAUUUUUGUUCAUUUUUCUCUCAUGUAUAUCUGUGUGUACUGUGAUUUUGAACUUGUUGGUGAUUAUCUCCAUCUCUCACUUCAAGCAGCUCCACACUCCAACCAACCUGCUCAUCCUCUCUCUGGCUGCAGCAGAUCUUCUCGUGGGAUUGUUUGGUAUGCCUAUGAAAAUAAUACAACUGAAAGACUCCUGUUGGUAUUUUGGAGACACUGCAUGUUCUGUCUCUGAAAUCAUCAUCAGCUAUGCAAUGACAUCUUCUCUCUAUAAUCUGGUUUUAAUUGCAGUUGAUCGAUACAUUGCUGUCAGUGAUCCUCUGCAUUAUCCCACUAGAAUCACAGUUUGUAAAACAUCUCUGUUCAUAGUUCUAAGCUGCUCAUUUUCCCUGUUGUAUGCAAUUAACUUUUUUUACUUUAAUGACCAUCUACUUCAAUCUCAAAUAAUCACCAGUUGUUAUGGAGAGUGUGUGUUAAAUGUUAAAUAUUCCUGGUUGAUUACUGAUCUUUUUGUUUCAUUUCUCGCUCCUUGCUCCGUUAUACUGAUCCUUUAUUCAGUCAUUUUUAAUGCUGCAAGACAGCAAGCUAAAGCUGUCAGAGCUGUACGACAUACUGAAAAGAAAAAAAAAGAAAGCGCCUCUGAAACUAAAGCAGCAAGAACACUGGGACUCGUGAUUUUUGUUUAUCUUUCUUGCUGGAUUCCAUUUUAUAUAUGUUCUCUGUCCAUUGAAAAGAUGACAACUGCCACAAUAGCUUGGACUGUGUUUGGCUGGUUAAUAUGCAUAAACUCCUCUUUGAAUCCACUGAUGUAUGCAAUAUUCUAUCCAUGGUUUAGAACAUCAGUAAACUUUAUUGUAUCUUGUCGAAUAUUUGAAUCCUCAUCUUCAAGUUUUAAUCUGAUACAAGAUCGUUUUUAAUUUAAUGUCAUGUUCGUUUCAGUGAAUGAAGUUAGACCACUAUGCAGUUACUGAUCACAUUCAGCACAGUUUUAUAAAUACGGUUCUGUUUACAUUAUUUACAUUAAGACUGUAUUUACAAAAACUGUAGUAACUGUUAUUUUAUGAAUAUGAUUAUAAGAUUAUUAUGUUUAUCAGAACAAAAGACCUGCUUAUGACAGUCAUGUUGAAAUGAUUUACUGUUACUAAGUUCAGGGUUUAAAAGUACAUUAAAUAAAUUUGUUUUUCAAAAAUAACUUACUUUUCAUUCUGGUAACUUACCAUUGGAUAUUAUCUGAAAUAUGUCCAUCACCAAUAUAA